AAACAUGGCGGGGAUGCUGAGACCGUUUGUGUUUUGGGGACAGAAAAACGACUCUGUAUCAUUAAAGAUAGAUCUUAGAGAUGUGACAAUUGAUAAUGUAAAUCUUACAGAAGACAGGCUUGAAGCAUGUUUUGAAGGUGUGGGAGCUCAUGGAAAUAACAAAUAUGGUUUUGAACUUGACUUUUAUCUGCCAAUUGACCCUGAUAAAAGUAAAGUUCGAACCACAGAUCGUGCAGUGGAGUUUAGCAUAAAGAAAAAAGGUGCUGAGGUGUGGCCACGUUUGACAGAGAAACAAGAGAAGCUGCCGUGGCUAAAAAUAGAUUUUGAUAAAUUUGCCUUCGAGGAUGAAGACGACUCAGAGGAAGAUGCCGACAAAUUGGCAGCUGAUGAAAUCAUGAAAAAAUUGGAAAAAGAUUUGGAGGAAAAUCAACCCCCAUCUAUAGACAUGAAGGCUACUUACAUAUUUACCUACAACUUUCUUCAGUUUGUUGGAUUUUUGUAUAUAGUGAUAGUUUUAUCUUACAAUUUCCUCAAGUAUGGCUCAGCUGCAAAGGAGAGGGCAUUUGAGAGUGUAGGAUAUCAGAUAAUGUUCUGUCAGACUGCUGCAGUGUUAGAAGUUAUCCAUCCAUUACUUGGUCUAGUCAAGACUGGAGCAUUUGCUCCUUUACUUCAGGUAGUAGGGCGGAAUCUUAUCCUGUUUAUGUUGGUGCUACAGGAUGUAAGACUACAGAUAGCUCCUGUAGUCUGGUACUUGCUGAUGACUUGGUCUACUGUAGAAUUAAUUAGAUAUCCAUUUUACAUGUUUUCUAGUAUAGGCAUGGAUGUUAAAAUGAUAACAUGGUUACGUUAUACUGCAUGGAUACCUCUAUAUCCAUUAGGAAUACUUUUUGAAGGUACAGUUGUUAUUAUGUCAAUACCACUGUUUGAAGAAUCAGGGAAGUUUAGUCUACAGCUACCAAAUGCUGCAAACUUUGCAUUUUAUUUCCCAUGGUUUUUACAUGCAUACCUUUUAGUGCUUGCUUUAGGUGGUAUACAGAUGAUGAAACACAUGCAUAUACUACGAAAGAAAAAGCUUGGAUCGAAAGAUUCUCUGAAGAAAGCAGCGUAGUAUCAGCAAAGUUUGUAAUAAGUGUAUGUUAUGAAAUAACAUUAGGGAUAUACUUGUACUUGUUUUUAUGUAAAUUAGAUCAGUCAUGUAUGUCGAAGCAGUUUAUUAUGGUUGUAAUUAGCUCUUUUAUUUAUGAGUGUGCCAUGUGUUUUGUUUCAUUUUUAGCUUGACUUUAGGAAGAAUAGGGAGAGCUAUUACACUCAUCCAGCCAUUGGCGUCGCAUUUUGGUUAAGUUUUUGCUUGCAAGUUAUCCCAAAAAUACUAAUUAGAAACUUCACAUACUUGGACCUAGUAAUUAUCUUACUUGAUGGGCACAGGUACCAUAACUCAUUUACCAUUUUACAGAGUAAUGCCCCUUUUCCACUGAGGGUAGUUGAGCGCUCUGUCUAACGGACAGCUCUUGUUUGAUAUAAUUAUUUACAGUGGUUGUUUAAGACAAAAGUCGCUUAAUACACGUGGUCGCAUGGGCAAGUUAGACUGUAUAAAUGGUUAUAUGAAGUAUGUGUUAAUAUUUUUAUAUUAAAAAUGCACAUUUGUAGAUUUGUGCUAAUAAAUAUAAAUGAAAAAUAGUUCAAAUAGGGAAAAAUGUUGUCAAAUGUACAAAUUAAAUGAAUUAACAUCACUUUAAACACUUAAUGUCCAUGGAAAUUAUUUUGUCAACCUUUUACUUAUCAAAAUCUUCAGAAAUACAAACCCUUUCUCUGAUAGAAAUGGAGAUGAGCUUUGGUAAUAAAAAUGUGAAAUUCUGUCAGUUUGCAUAGAAUAUGAAGUAAUAUUACUGCCUUACUAGAUAAUUUCAUGUUAUGUGUACUUGUUUGUCAGAUUUGACAAAAGAAAAAAAACUGAAUGAUUUUGAUUUCUUUUUUGUUGUUGUUUUAAUCAGGGUAAGAAAUGUUAAAAAGAAGUCUUUUUAUUUUUCUUUAUUGAUUUUUAAAAAAAAAUUAUAUCUUGAAAAAUGGACACUGUAUUGAGUAAGCAUGGUAUGUUUGCUUUAUUAAGAUCUUGAUCUCCAGGUAUUCUUUUAUGCCAAAGAAAUUAAUUUUUAUUGCAUUAUCAUGAUUAUGUAAAAUUUGUGUUACACAGUAUGUAGAUGCAAUUAAUAGGGCUUCAUAUUGAAACUGUACUUUUUUGUUAUUCCGAAUUAUGUCACAUGGUAUGUGUGGUUGAAUAUGUUUGAACACUUCUCCCUAUGCACAAUAUUUUGUUUUCUUCUAAAUUUUGAAGCUGACUAAACCUUAAUUUUUUAUUUUAAUGUUAAAUGUUUUUAGAUUAAAUAAAUGUACUUCACAGGCUUUUUUUACAUCAUAUAGUAGAGGCCUGUAAAGGGUCCUUCCAAAUUGAAAUUGUCUUUAAAAUGAUGGAGAUUUCACACAAAAAUUUGCAAUUUUAGUCAGUUUUUUUCCAAAAUCAAGAGGCAAAGGCCUCUUCCUAAUAAAGGAGAAAAACCUCUGCUUCAAAGGUACAGAACAUAUUUUCGAUAUUGAAAAACUGUAAAUCUGAGUUAUUCCUUUUAUUCUUUGGUGAAGAAAUUUGAAAAAAACUUUUAUGUUAAACCUUAGAAAAAUUAUAACAAAAAAGUUAAAAGGUCUUGUUGUAUUCCUUGGAUAAAUGAUAUGUUGAGUAACUUGAAUAUUUUGUAUGUUGUUCAAGAUGUGCUUGCAUGUAUGAGAUAUUGUUAUGACUUAGUAAAAUGAGCCGCAUCAUGACAAAACCAACAUAGUGCGUUUGCGACCAGCAUGCAUCCGCGCAGUCUGAUCAGGAUCCUUGCUGUUCGCUAUCAGUUUCCCUACUUGUAAUAGGGUUUGUAAGCGAACAGCAUGGAUCCUGAUCAGACUGCGCGGAUGCGCAGGCUGGUCUGGAUCCAUGCUGGUCGCAAACCCAUUAUGUUGGUUUUGUUAUGACUAAGUAAAAUGUUUUAAUGUUAUGUUUGUUUAAUAUACUGAAGUUUUAAAUUUACAAGAUAUAUGUUGAGCAAUUAUGAAAUUGGUACUUUAAUCUGUAUUGUCUUCAAAUCCGAAAUUUGAUUUCAAAAUUGUAAAAAUAUAUUAAAAUAGCGAACUGUAAUAAGAAAAUUACACUUCAACAUCAGGUAUAUUUAUAAAAAAAUUAUUAUUUACCUAUUUCAACCCAUUAUAUUUGAUUAAAUGGUGGCAUAAAAUGGUAAUGGCAUAAUUAGUUCAUUUUCAUAAACAUAAUUUUCUAUACUUUUGUAACUUUUUGCUACUCUAAUGUUCAAAUUUUAUUUUUACAUUUUCAUACCUUAUAUAAUAUUGCAGAAUAAUUUGUUUAAAUGUAAUCACAAAUUGUUCAUGUCUUUGUAUGUAUUUAAUUUUGUGCAAUAAAUUGAAACAUUUCCAAAUUCUGGAUUACCUG
Messenger RNA from Ruditapes philippinarum (Manila clam), 3481 nucleotides. RefSeq names its product very-long-chain (3R)-3-hydroxyacyl-CoA dehydratase-like. Gene Ontology annotation, molecular function: 3-hydroxyacyl-CoA dehydratase activity. The transcript has 9 exons. NCBI's taxonomy places the organism in Eukaryota, Metazoa, Mollusca, Bivalvia, Venerida, Veneridae. Gene Ontology annotation, cellular component: endoplasmic reticulum membrane. Bases 5 to 1108 code for a protein of 367 amino acids. Gene Ontology annotation, biological process: fatty acid elongation; very long-chain fatty acid biosynthetic process; sphingolipid biosynthetic process. The record is from RefSeq and is a predicted model, not a curated record.